Quercus robur (English oak) is the source of this 1795-nucleotide messenger RNA. Its product is annotated as UDP-sulfoquinovose synthase, chloroplastic. The transcript has 3 exons. The coding region runs from base 194 to 1642 and encodes 482 amino acids. NCBI's taxonomy places the organism in Eukaryota, Viridiplantae, Streptophyta, Magnoliopsida, Fagales, Fagaceae. Gene Ontology annotation, molecular function: UDPsulfoquinovose synthase activity. Gene Ontology annotation, biological process: sulfolipid biosynthetic process; glycolipid biosynthetic process. The record is from RefSeq and is a predicted model, not a curated record.
AUCUCUUUUAUAGAUAAAACGAAUAUGCUUCCUCCAAUUCUUCCUAUACACUUAUACAGUCGCACACUUGAAAACUUAUUCGAUCUCAUACUCACUCAGACAGACCCACUACGCCAUUUUUAUCAACAAACUCUACUGAGCUCCCAGCAAUCCCAUUAAGGUUUGUGUAUAUUGGUGGAAGGAAGCAAUUGAGAUGGCACAUUUACUUUCAACUUCAUGCUCGAUAAAAUUGUCCUCUGGCUGCAAACGUUACUCUAAGCCAUUGAACCAAGGCUUAGAGGCAUUUCCUACCUCUUUUACCUUGCAAGCUUCCAAAUAUCCAUUUAGAAGCUGUGUCUCACAAGGGCAGAAGCCACUAAGAAAUUAUACUGUCCAUGCAACAACGCUUCCUAUAAGUAAGGAAGCCCCACCUCAACCCAGUUCUGACACCCAUCAGACCUCCAAUGAACCAUCCAAGCCACAGCGGGUCAUGGUCAUUGGUGGAGAUGGCUACUGUGGUUGGGCCACUGCCCUCCACCUAUCCAACAGAGGUUACAAGGUUGCCAUUGUUGACAGCCUUGUACGUCGUUAUUUUGACCACCAGCUUGGCACUGACUCCCUGACUCCAAUCUCCUCAAUCCAAAACCGCCUCCGCCGUUGGAAAUCUCUCACUGGAAAAAGCAUUGAACUCUACAUUGGUGACAUUUGUGACUUUGAGUUCUUAUCAGAAACCUUCCAGUCGUUUGAGCCUGAUGCUGUUGUCCAUUUUGGGGAACAGCGGUCUGCUCCUUACUCUAUGAUUGAUCGGUCAAGAGCUGUUUUUACUCAGAACAACAAUGUGAUCGGAACACUCAAUGUGCUAUUUGCUAUAAAAGAGUUUAGAGAACAGUGCCAUCUAGUGAAGCUUGGAACCAUGGGAGAAUAUGGGACUCCAAAUAUCGAUAUUGAGGAGGGUUACAUUACAAUUACUCAUAAUGGAAGAACGGAUACUCUGCCUUAUCCCAAACAAGCCAGCUCAUUCUAUCAUCUGAGCAAGGUUCAUGAUUCAAAUAACAUAGCCUUCACUUGCAAGGCUUGGGGGAUUAGAGCCACUGAUCUGAAUCAAGGAGUGGUUUAUGGGGUGAGGACAGAUGAGACUGAGAUGCAUGAAGAACUUUGUAACAGAUUUGAUUAUGAUGGAGUGUUUGGAACUGCAUUGAAUCGGUUCUGUGUUCAGGCUGCUGUUGGUCAUCCACUUACUGUGUAUGGCAAAGGUGGCCAGACCAGGGGAUAUCUUGACAUAAGAGACACUGUUCAGUGUGUUGAGCUUGCGAUCGCAAACCCUGCACAGCCUGGUGAGUUUCAGGUUUACAAUCAAUUCACUGAGCAAUUUUCUGUCAAUGAACUCGCCGCACUUGUUACAAAAGCGGGAGAGAAGCUUGGGCUUAAUGUUCAGACCAUUACUGUGCCAAACCCAAGAGUAGAGGAAGAGGAACAUUACUACAAUGCCAAGCACACUAAACUUGUUGAGUUGGGACUUGAACCACACCUUCUUUCUGACUCUCUUCAGGAUUCAUUACUCAACUUUACUAUCAAGUAUAAGGAUCGUGUUGACACAAAACAGAUAAUGCCUAGUGUUUCUUGGAGAAAAAUUGGGGUCAAGCCAAAGACCAUUACAGCAUAAUUUAGAUGUAAUUUAUAGCUAUAGACACAUGAUCUGUUGAUAAAUUUGGACAUAACAAUCUUGUAUCAUCCUCUUUGUUUUCUCUCUUUUGGUAGGUUUUGUUUUGCUGCACCUUUAUGAACUUCGAACAUUAAUCUAGUCUAUGUUUGCUUA